Ailuropoda melanoleuca (giant panda) is the source of this 7636-nucleotide messenger RNA. It is a transcript of the gene GFPT1, whose product is annotated as glutamine--fructose-6-phosphate transaminase 1. Gene Ontology annotation, molecular function: L-glutamine:D-fructose-6-phosphate transaminase (isomerizing) activity; carbohydrate derivative binding. Gene Ontology annotation, biological process: fructose 6-phosphate metabolic process; protein N-linked glycosylation; carbohydrate derivative biosynthetic process. Bases 188 to 2233 code for a protein of 681 amino acids. NCBI's taxonomy places the organism in Eukaryota, Metazoa, Chordata, Mammalia, Carnivora, Ursidae. The record is from RefSeq and is a predicted model, not a curated record. The transcript has 19 exons.
CGUCAGCAGUUGCUGGCUAGCCCGGGAGGCCGAGAAGGCUGUCGUUGCUUCGGCCGUCGCAUCCCCGAGGGAGUCGUGUUGGCUUGCCCCCGGCCCCCAAGCUCGCCGAUCGCGCCAGAGGCUCGUGUGUGCGCUCCCGACCUCGCCAGCCCUUCUCCGCCUGCCCGAGGACCGUGCCUUCUGCAUCAUGUGCGGUAUAUUUGCUUACUUAAACUACCAUGUUCCUCGCACAAGACGAGAAAUCUUGGAGACACUAAUCAAAGGCCUUCAGAGACUGGAGUACAGAGGAUAUGAUUCUGCUGGUGUGGGAGUUGAUGGAGGCAAUGACAAGGAUUGGGAAGCCAAUGCCUGCAAGAUCCAGCUCAUUAAGAAGAAAGGGAAAGUUAAGGCACUGGAUGAAGAAGUUCACAAACAACAGGAUAUGGAUUUGGAUAUAGAAUUUGAUGUACACCUUGGAAUAGCUCAUACCCGUUGGGCAACGCAUGGAGAACCCAAUCCUGUCAAUAGUCAUCCCCAGCGCUCUGAUAAAAAUAAUGAAUUUAUUGUUAUUCACAAUGGAAUUAUCACCAACUACAAAGACUUGAAAAAGUUUUUGGAAAGCAAAGGCUAUGACUUUGAAUCUGAAACAGACACAGAGACAAUUGCCAAGCUUGUUAAGUACAUGUAUGACAAUCGGGAAAGUCAAGACAUCAGUUUUACUACCUUGGUGGAGAGAGUUAUCCAACAAUUGGAAGGUGCUUUUGCACUGGUAUUUAAAAGUGUUCAUUUUCCUGGCCAAGCAGUUGGCACAAGACGAGGUAGCCCUCUUUUGAUUGGUGUACGAAGUGAACAUAAACUCUCUACUGAUCACAUUCCAAUACUCUACAGAACAGGGAAGGACAAGAAAGGAAGCUGCAAUCUGUCUCGUGUGGACAGCACAACUUGCCUUUUCCCUGUGGAAGAAAAAGCGGUGGAGUAUUACUUUGCUUCUGAUGCGAGUGCCGUCAUAGAACAUACGAAUCGCGUCAUUUUUCUCGAAGAUGAUGAUGUUGCAGCGGUGGUGGACGGCCGUCUUUCUAUCCAUCGGAUCAAACGAACUGCAGGAGAUCACCCUGGACGAGCUGUGCAGACCCUCCAGAUGGAGCUCCAGCAGAUCAUGAAGGGCAACUUCAGUUCAUUUAUGCAGAAGGAAAUUUUUGAGCAGCCAGAGUCGGUUGUGAACACGAUGAGAGGAAGAGUCAACUUCGAUGACUAUACUGUGAAUUUGGGCGGUUUGAAGGAUCACAUUAAGGAGAUCCAGAGGUGCCGGCGUUUGAUCCUCAUUGCCUGUGGGACAAGUUACCAUGCUGGUGUAGCAACACGUCAAGUUCUUGAAGAGCUGACCGAGCUGCCUGUUAUGGUGGAGCUUGCCAGUGAUUUCCUGGAUAGAAACACGCCAGUUUUUCGAGAUGAUGUUUGCUUUUUCAUUAGUCAAUCAGGUGAGACGGCAGACACCCUGAUGGGUCUUCGGUACUGUAAGGAGAGAGGAGCUCUCACCGUGGGGAUCACGAACACCGUGGGCAGUUCCAUAUCGAGGGAGACAGACUGUGGCGUCCACAUUAAUGCCGGGCCUGAGAUUGGUGUGGCCAGCACGAAGGCUUACACCAGCCAGUUUGUAUCCCUCGUCAUGUUUGCCCUCAUGAUGUGUGAUGACAGGAUCUCCAUGCAAGAGAGACGCAAAGAGAUCAUGCUUGGAUUGAAGCGGCUGCCUGAUUUGAUUAAGGAAGUCCUGAGCAUGGACGAUGAAAUUCAGAAACUGGCAACAGAACUUUAUCAUCAGAAGUCAGUCUUGAUAAUGGGCCGUGGCUAUCAUUAUGCUACUUGUCUUGAAGGGGCUCUGAAAAUCAAAGAAAUCACUUACAUGCACUCUGAAGGUAUCCUUGCUGGUGAAUUGAAACAUGGCCCUCUGGCUUUGGUGGAUAAGCUGAUGCCUGUCAUCAUGAUUAUCAUGAGAGAUCACACUUACGCCAAGUGUCAGAAUGCUUUUCAGCAGGUGGUGGCCAGGCAGGGACGCCCAGUUGUGAUUUGUGAUAAGGAAGAUACCGAGACCAUUAAGAACACAAACAGAACAAUCAAAGUGCCCCACUCAGUGGACUGCUUGCAAGGCAUUCUCAGUGUGAUCCCCUUACAGCUGCUGGCUUUCCACCUUGCUGUGCUGAGAGGCUAUGAUGUUGAUUUUCCCCGGAAUCUUGCCAAAUCUGUAACUGUAGAAUAAGGAGCAUCUGCACCUCUGGGCGAUUGAGCGACACAAGACACCUUUUGUAUUUAACACCUUGAUUUAAAAAUCACCCUUUGAAGCCUUUUUUUAGUAAAUCCUUAUUUAUAUAUCGGUUAUAAUUAUUCCACUCAAUUUGUGAUUUUUGUGAAAUUACCUCAUAUUUUUCCAGUAAUUUGUGGGGGAGUUUAAAUAAUGGAAUUUAUAUUGGAAUCGUUAUCACAAAGAGAUUUAGCUCUCAUUUUCUUUAAAGGAUGCUGGGUGUUGGAUUUCUGGGCCCUUCACUUCAAUCUGGGAAGAUUGUGUGUUUUUAGAGUAAUUGGCCUUUGUUUUACCGUGCUUCUAUUCAUUCAGCUCAAAGAAAGUGUAGUACAUUUAAUUGGAAUAUCUAAAGCCAGUGGCAAUGUAUGCUAAUGCUUGGACAUAUAAUUAAGGUUUUGUUAAGUUUACGUUAUAAAGAGAAGAUGCUGUGAUUUGUUUUGAAAUUUGUUUGUGUUUUGUUUUUAAAUCAAACUGUAGAACUUAAAAACUGAAAGCUUUUCUUGGUGGGAUUUCUGUGUAAGUUAGGUUAUCCCGAGCGUCUCAGACCUGUUGCUUGUUAUCUGGAGGUCGAGUUACCGUGGGAAGCUAGAGUAUGGUAGUACAUUGGUUUUCUUCAUUCUUAACAGCAAGUAUUUGUACAAUUUCAUAGCAGAAACUUUAAAUUUGAGCUGCUUUGGAUAACUGACAACAUGAUUUUUCAUGUAAAGAUGGGGGACCUCCAGGUGGGGCGUCAUACUCCUAGUUUUUCCAUCUUCUAAAGCUGGUUUUUAUUUCCUUGUAUCUGUAGUUUUUUGGGUUUGUGUGUGUGUGUGUGUGUUUAAUGACUUGUUCUUUGAAAUCACCACACAAAGUUGCUAUCAAACGUCUGAGAUUAAGUCGGUACUGAUAUAUGCAGAAUUCUCUAAUUUUUGUCCCGAGGAAAAAUUUCCUGCAUUGAAUUUUAACUCUUUACUGCCUUGUUGCAUAAAACUAGUACCAUCCUGCCAGUUGGAAGUUCUUUGUAGUUUGGAAGAUUAGCAAGUCUCUUGACUAAUCAUUGACUGUAAAUGUAUAUGCUGAGCUAGGUUUAGAGAAAGCUCUAUGCUUUACACUGAUGCUCGUGAAGGAUUGCUUCAAAUAUAGUAGUGUUCCCUAGGCAUUUUUCUCUAUUGUCUGUGUUCUACCCCUGAAAUCUAUUUAGGAAUGAAGAAGAUACCAAUAAGUAAAGUGACAUCAAGGUGCCUUCAGCUGGUUUACGUCAGAAACGGAAGUUAACAAUUUAGAUUAAAAUAGAGCAGAAUAUUAGUUUGACACCCACAUUUUGUGAGUAGUAAUUUCUUUACGGGGCUUUUUGGCCAAAUCUUGGGGGUUUAUAGGGCAGUGUGUUUGUGUUUUGGUGAAGUCCUUCUGUUUCUAAAGUUUUUGCCUUUAAAUUGUGAAGGUAAGAUAUUUAGCAUAAUUAUUUAAAUUCAGGCUUUUUUCUUUUUCUGUGUUUGAAUUUCUUGAUGAGGUUAAGGUUUUCUAAUAGCUAUUGCUGCAGGGGAACACAGAAUUCUGCUUGUGUAUUAGGGUUAGAAAAAUAUUUUGCAUAUUUUGAGGUACUUUGAAAGGACUGUCCUAGAUGGAGACUAGAAACCUGAUUGUUUUUAGAAAUAAAAUAAGGUUACUAUUUACAUUAUAUAUAUAGCUAUGAUAGCUAUAUUUAUCUAUUUUAAUUGUUUCUGAGAUUAUUUUGUUUAGGCCUGCUAGUUUUAGUAUGUGUAUGGUGUCAUUUCUUAUGUUAAAUUAGCAUUUUAUGUCUGUGAUUUGUAUGGGUUUGUAGUAUUUCUUAAUGGUCUGAAGUUUGAGUCAGCAUUCUAAGUGAACAAAUAUGUGAAAUCAGUCAUUAGUUUUCAAUUUCUCUUUUUCUCCUCCUCUAUGUCUGUCUCUCUCUCUCUUUCUCUCUCUCUCUCUCUCUCACACACACACACACACACACACACACACACACACACACUUCAAGCUAGGAUAAGUUCUGAACUGGUAUCAAAAACCAAUAUUAAAGAACAAAGAAGUGAUAUUUUCCAGAUAAACAUGGUUUCUCCUUCUUGUCCCUUCCUGCUUCUUACUUUAUUUAAUGUAGUGAUUUUUAAAUGUUUUUAUGUAUUAAUUAUGAACACAAAAAAGAUACUGUAACGAGGCAAAUCACUCAAAAGUGGCAUGCCCAGUUAAAACCAAUGUAAUAUUAACAUAUAUGAAUAUCUGAUUUUGCAAGAAAGAUUUUUUUUAUAUAUAAAAAGUUCUUUCUUGUAGUACAUUUAAAGUUUAAAUUCACUCAUAUGUAACUUAGAGUUUCUUAACUCAGCCACGAGCCCUUUUUAGGCUGGGAUCAUGGGUAGCAUCUCACACAUGGCCCAGUAAAUGAUGAUUACUUUGCAGUCAGCCGGCUUUUCUGUCUUUUUUUUUAAAUUCCCUGUGCCAUAGGAGUGUAUGGGAAGAGGAAAAUUAACAUUCACUGUUUUUAAUGGGCUGUAAUUGUGUCAGCAUCCUAUUAUGGGCAGGAACUGGAAAGGACAUCUUGUCUAAAGCAAAGUCUGCUUGUCCCCAGGCAGACUUAUCACCGGUGAAGACUAAGAUCAUUGCAAGGCGCAGGGUGAGGGAGUGGAAAGGGGAGGUGAGCUGGGUUGUUAAAUAAUGGUCCAAGUUGAGGGGCGCAUAAUGUUCAAAAGAGGUAGAAGACGCAUUUUGUAGAGUGAGCUGUUACCGCAGGCCGCGUAGACCGCAAAUCUGUGGUGUGCUGAGGAGUGGCAAAGGUGGGAUGCGCAAGGGAGAAAGAAGCAAGCGUCAGUGCUACUCAGGGCAGUGUGCAGGUGGGUGGGGGGCUAAGAGAGCUAACACAGAUGUUCUCUCUCAGUUUUGUGGAAAGUUGUUUCUAAGAUGAUGGCGUCUUAUUCUUCUGAAUACACGUCUCUUGGCCUAAGCUAAUCAUGAGGACAGGCGGAAAAGGAGCCCUUGUCUUUUAGCUCCUUGGUGAUGUUCAUUUGGCCCUUACGUAUAAUGUCUUCAAAGAAGGAAGACCAGCUGAAAUGUUUGCUUUAACAAACAUUUUAAGAAGUCCUUUGGAGUCAGUGUUUUAUCUGUUUACAAACUUAGGAUAUACUAUAGCAAUAAAAGGGGAAGACUAAUGUUAACUAUUAUAUGUUGACAACUUAAGUGAUUUUUCUAAAAAGCACAAUGACAUUGAAAAGUGUUUGUUGACAAAUCAUAGCUCACAUGGAAUUUGUGAAGGCCAAAGAAAUGAAAGGGGGUGGUAAAGGAAGGUAUUUUAGCCUUAUGUCCACAUAUUUAGUAGGUUUUAUCUACCAGGCUACCAGAUAGAGUGUCUUCUUCAUGAAAACUUACUUCAGAUUACUUUCUUUGUUCUUCGUGUUAGAAUCUCAAGUUUAGAGGAAUUAACACAUCAGUUUUUUCUCAUAAUAUUUAAGGAUUAUUAAUAUAUCAGUAUUUCCCUAGCUUGAUGAAUUUAACCGUAAAUUCAGAUCUAUGACACAACAACCGAUAGAACUGAUAACAUUCGUUUUUAACCAAUAAUUUCCACAGUUAAAAUGAAAAUCGUAGUUGACUAGGAAGAUUAACUUGUAAGUCUGUAAUAGCUUGAUAUCAAUGUUAUGGAAUCUACCAUAAAGAAUAGCUAAUGAGAAUGUUUUAGGUAAUUCUCAAAUUACCUUUCUUAUGGUACUCAGAAUGAAUACAGAAAUGAUCCUGUUAGCUUUUUAAAUGUUCUGUGGUUGACUUUUUGUUUGUUUGAUUUCUUUGUGUCUUUUUCUUUUUUUUUCUUUUCUUUCCUUCUUCUUCUUCUUCUUCUUUUUUUUUUUUUUUUUUUUUUUAAAAAAAAUUUUUGNGUUUGUUUAAAUUGUACUGCUUGUGAGCUGGAGAUUUUAGAAUCUUUGCUUUGUUUCCGUUUUCUCUUCUUUAAGAUAAAUGUGUAGUUUACUGAGCCAUUUGGUCAUUUCUCCCUCACGUCUUGUAAGUCCAAUAACUCUAACCUUGAACUGUGAAUAAAUUACCAAAACUUACUGAGAAUUGCAUUUUGAAGCAAUUUGCCAAUAUUUGAAGUGUGUACAUGUUUGUAGAUGUGUUAAAGAUUGUAUUGCACUAAGAAUGUAGCCAGUGUUUAGCUGUUAGUAAACUUUUCUGAUGCUAGAAGUUAAUUCAUUACUAUUGUUUCUUAAAAGAAGAGAUGAUUGGAUAAAUAUAAUCAAAAGUUUAUGUCUCCACUCUAAUUUGCCAAUUUUUUAGAAAGGAUUAUUAGAUAAAACAAAGGCUCUACUUUUUCUGAUGUCAUACUCCAUAGAUAUUAUACCUUCUCAAGUCUUUUACGAUUUUUUUGUGAGAAUGUGUUGUUUCUAGCAAGUUUCUAGUGUACACAGUGAUCAACAGCUUUGCAUAAGUGAAUUGAUAGUUGCAAAAGAAGGAUAUUUAAGAUGGGUGAGUAGCAAGACAGCAUGUUUUCUAAAGUUUCUGUAGUAUCUGGCAGUCUGUUAAUAAUAGAACAAAGAUUCCUUUUACAGGGUCCUUUUAUAAACAGCAAGCGAAAAUCUCUAUCCCUAGUGCUUACAGCACUCGCAGUGUUCUACAGGAGACAGUUAUGCCAGGGUAGUUGGAGUGAAUAGCUGUGCUGUUUCGCCUUCCCGUAGAACUGAGCCCAGUCUCUCAUCUCUGUCUGUGUUGCUCUGCAGCGAAGCCUGGGGCUGCCACACAGUGUGGAUCAUUUUUUCCAUGGGCCACAUUUUGGCAAAAAAUCCAGCUUUACUUUUAUUAAACAGUUAUCUUUAAAUUCUCCUCAAUUGGCCAGAAGUGUUUACUGAGUACUUACUGAAGGCCAAGAAAUAAUUUCCCUAAAAAUUUAGAGGCCUGUUUUUCAUUGGAGUGGCAUUUAAGAAAAAGAAGUAAGGGUUAAGUUUCUCUCAUUAAUCUGAAGGUAAAUAGUUCUCCAUUUUACAAAAUGAUGUAGGAAAAAAAAAAUGAUGUAGGAACUUUAUUAGCUUAAACGUCCUGGAGCUAUAAACUAAUCUUGUAAUAAUAUGCAGACAGGUUGCCAGGUUACAGGUUAUUUAACCAGCUGAUCCUUUCCCUGGAAGUAUGUGUGUAAUAAGAUAAAUUCAUUAUUCUCUUUUUGGUUAGCAUGUGUACAAGAGAUUAUUUCCGAGAUUGAAAGGCCAAGUUUUUGAACUUUAACAUGAUUUAUUGGCUUAAAUCCCAAGGUUCACAUAUGUUUUCUCAUAUGUAUUUCUCCUAAUGCUGUUAUGUAGCCAUAUUUUCCUUUUCAUAAUUCAAGAGAUUUUUGAAAAUGAAGUAUGGAUGUACAGUUGAAAAUAUGGAAUAAAAAAUGGAGCUUGUAAA